AUGAUGAGGAGGGCAAAGGUGGGUAGGUAGCGAAGAGACGAAGAUCAUGCCAUAGUCAGGCCUACUCAUUUUAUACAUGAAGAAUGUGAAUGAGGCAUUAUUGCAGAUUCAGACCAUAUAGUGACCCAUCAGAUACAUUUUUCCGGAAUAUCUAAUAAAUAUCCCCUCAUGUACAUCUUGUUUUCACCUUGUACUAUGACCAGCACCGCUAUGCUAUUGCCACAAGAAAGCCCCCUCAUGUAUUAAUGCUUUAUUUUUGGGGAGGAUUUUAAGGCUACAUAUAAAUGUGUUCUGUGUAUGUGUGUGUCUAUAUGGCUGUGCUGACCGUAUGAGCCCUGGGCUCUCACAGAUCCAUCUGAACAUGAUGCUGCAGGUCUCUUCUCUCCAGCUCCGAGAAGGGUUGGUGUCUCUGAGGGUGCAGGCACUGGGCUCCCCUCACACUCACAGCACUGGGCUCUUUCUACCUGGGCUCUUUCUAAUGUCUCAACAGAGAUACAUUGAUUUUCUAUACAUCCAAUGCCCAUAAUCUAUGCGUAUUAUAUCCCGUAUUAUUACCAGAGUAAAGAUUGUCUUGGGGCCCAACCACCUGGCACCAUAGAUCUAACCCACCUCUGUGCAUCUCCAAUACAAUGUCUCUCAACUGUUCCUCUAGACUGUGAAUGACCACCAGGUCUCCGCCCUGUUGAACACAGUCGACCCGACCGCUGCUCCAGCUCCUCCUCUAAGUGGAGAAGAAGUAACACCUGGAGGAGAAAAUCUUCCAGCCCUUAAGACAAGGUUUGCAGACUCUCUCUGUGUGAGGCGAUGAUGUACACAAACACGCGCACACACGCACACACACCCAUAAGAACACAUUCAUGCACAUUGCACACACACAUGCACAAACAUACAGAAACUCACGUACACACUAAUAACAUAUGCAUGCACAUUGCACACACACACAAACACACACAGUACAUAGUACAUAGAUAUAGAAGGAGGACAGAUAAAUCAAGAGACUGCUGACACUGGGUGAUCUGGUCUCUGAGUGGACAGUGUCGGUCCACAGGCAGGAAGUUGACCAGCUCUGUAAGCAUCUUCUGAAGGGAAUCCCUAUCCCUCACUGUGACAACAAAGUCCCUGUUCAAAAUGGCCUCAGUUUCAGAGAGACUUAUGAGAUAUAACUGAAGUUUGUUUUUAAACUCUGUGACCCUCACAUGCUCUCUCCUCAACUACGCAGCAUCAUCUGGAUAUGUGUGCAACAAAAGUUCAACAUUUACCUUCUGCUACCAUUUCUGUCAAGCCGUCUAGGUAUAAAAUUUGACGCAUGCGUUCGAUAAAUCCAAUGUAUGCACCACACAGAACGCACUGCAACUGCCUCUGCAACGCAAUGCUGCAAGGCAAACGAAGCGUUCCAUUGGAACUGAAUGUACUUCUGGUGUACCAAAAUGCAAUGACGCUGUCGGUGUGAUCGAGGCGUUAAGCUGCACUGAUGUUCAGGUGUUGUCUCUGUGACCGUUCCCUGGCUAAUGUGAGCUCUUUUACCUCUCUCUGUAGUUGGAGUUUUAGAUGCCGUCAGGUCUAUAUAGUUUUUUUUGCAAUUGGUUGUUGGAUGUCAGUAGGCCUUCAUACUCUCUUUCUAAUUGGUUAUGAGAAGCAGCAAGGUCUCUGUGUUGCCUCUCUGACUGGUCCUUGGAUGCGACACGUUACAUGUAGCUGUUCAUUUUCUGUAGCUCAGCUUGAGUUGAAGUCAAAGCAUCAUUUUGGCUCCAGAGCUGGUUCUUGGCUGUGAGGACAGUGUCGUCGUUGUCCCUCAGAAGCUGAAAUUCUGCCUUCAGUAAGGUGCAACUGAGAGAAGCUGUGUAAUCUGGUGAGAUGGACACAAAGUGUGAGUGUUAACAAUUAGUGUAUAGUAGAUUGUCUUAGUAUAUGCUGCCUUUAAGGUUAUAGUGUGGCCCAGAGUCAUGUAUUUAGACAUUCUAAAUACAUGGCUCUGGAGUGGCCUAGGCCCAUAAGGAUGUGAUGAAGAAUAUGCCUAUUGUGUCCUCCUGUAAUUGUAGACCUGAGAUGGUUAGGAUUGAUAAAAGCAGUAUCCAGGGGAAACACUGACCUAUUCCAAUAAGAAGCAUUAUACAGCUCAUUAAUUGAAAAUACAAGGUAGACUAGCUUUUUAAGAGCGUUAGGUCAGUAACCAAGGGGUUGCUGGUUCGAAUCCUCGAGCCGGCAAGGUGGAAAAAUCUGCCGUUCUGCCCUUGAGCAAGGCAAUAAACCCUUUUUGGACGAAAAAAAAGGACAACAAUUUGAAGCACCGAAGUCGCAUUCCGUUCCAGUAGCUGGCGAUAGUGCAAAAUGGUUUGCCGCCGUGCUCAAAGGAACGCCCUCCUUUGACUGACUGUGUUCUAUGUUUACCGCAUACAGUGUUUACGUUAUGUUGUUGCAAAUGUACCUGUGAUUCUCCGCUAGCAAGCUACCCAAGUUUUCUCCUGUAAAAAUGUCAAAAAUAGAGUUAUUGAGAGUGUUUCUCAACCAGAGAUUGAUAAUGGCAGCUGAGGAGAUAUUUGGCGUCGUCGAAGAAACGAUAGCAGAGUACCAGGAAGAGAACAGCCGUCUACGUAGCAUGCUGGAUAUCGUUAUUAAACCAGAUAUACUAUUACAUAGAAUAGGUGUGUGGCUGAGGCAGCUAGCUGUUAUCUUUUAAACCUUCUUUGCAUAUGUCAAGUGAUCAAUGUCAAUGUUAGUAUCUAGCUAAAUACCUAGCUACCUAUCUAACUAGAAUACUAUUCGUGUCAACAUUUUAGAUGUUUUAUUUCAUUCUCUCUCCUUCCCUCCAGACAUCCAACAGCCCACUAUCCCUGUAUCUGAAAAGAAGGCUCUCCCUGAGCAGCAGCACUGUGAGCAGGAGUGGAGCCCCAGUCUGGGGCAGGAAGACCCACAUUACAUACAGAUAAAAGAGGAACCGGAGGAACUAGAGUCAUCUUUGAAAAAUGACUACCACCACCAGGACCUGACUCAGUCCUCACUUCUUUAUGAAACCCAAAGUGAAGUCUAUGAAGGGACAUACUAUCUUCCCAGCACCUCAACUGCACAGAGCAACUACUCUCUACACAGCACCUCAACUGAACAGAACAUGAUACAGCUCAAACCUGAACCUGAUGCAGAAGACAAUGGAGUAUCAGAACCAUCCAGUGAGUGUCAGCCCCUCUUUGAAGCAAAUACAGAGUCUUCUGCAGCUCAGAGUGAAAACAUGAAAUGUGUCAUUGGGGUAGAGAGUAGACCUCUGUCGGGGUCAAAGCCACUUAAAUCAAAGAGAUCACCAUCAAAGAGAUCACAGACAGUAAGAAAACAAAGUGCCUAUAUCCGCUGUAAAUUUUGUGGAAUGUAUUUCUCCUACUUAGCUUCUUUAGUGAAUCAUGCAAGAAAGCAUGCACAGGACAAAGAAUGUCUAUGUGGUGUGUGUGGAAUACACUUAGAGUCCACAGAAAGUAUGUUAGGUCAUCUAGAAACCCAUGUUGGAGCUAGAGUUUGUCAUGUUUGUGGUACAUUUUUCCCUGGGAGUGCUGAGCUGAAUGAUCAUAUGAAGGUUCACCCAGGGGAGAAAUCAUUUCGCUGUCCUGAUUGUGGCAAGUGUUUCAGAAAAAAUCCAGAUCUCACAGCGCACAAGAGGAUUCAUACAGGGGAGAGACCAUACCGCUGCCAGUUUUGUGGCAAAGGAUUCAGUCAGAGUGGAAACCUAGCUGUGCAUAUGAAGAGCCACUCUGGGGAGAAACCACAUCGCUGCCCUGUUUGUGGGAAAUGUUUCAGCAGUAAAUCUUAUAUGAACACACACAUGAAGAUUCACACAGGGGAGAGGCCAUUUUGCUGUCGUGUUUGUGGAAAAUGUUUCAUAAGAAACCCUGAUCUGACAGUCCACAUGAGGACUCAUACAGGGGUGAAACCAUAUAAGUGCCAGUUUUGUGGCCAAGGCUUCAAGCAGAAUUAUCACCGGAAACUGCACAUGAAGAACCACAUGGGAAAAACUAUAUCAUUGCCAUCUUUGUGACAUGUAUUUCAUCACUAGCACCCAGUCAACCUGGCAUGAGAUUUCACAUGGUAGAGAAAUACACCACUGCCAUGACUGACAGAGGCUUUGCAUAGACUGGAAGUUUGGCAAGGCAUAAUGACAAUGCACAAAAUACUUUAGUGUAGAAAAUACUGACAGUAGACCUUGUUUGUGAUACAUGUUUCACUUAGCCGCUUUAUUGAGGAAAGUUUUUGAUAUGUGGUUGUUUUACCUGUUUUGAAUGCACUGACUGUAAGUCGCUCUGCAAGAAGUCCAAUUGACACAGGAGAGAAACUAUAUAAUUGUGUUAUUUAAAAAAAAAAACAUACAUAAGGCAAUGAUUUCUGCUAAAUGCUUAAAAUGGAUGAACUCCCCUAGAAGGUACGAGAAGAAAAUUCACAUUAGGGAGAAAACAUAAUGACAACCCGACAAAAAACCUCAUGACAACAUGGCAGUCAUCCUCUGUGUUGGGAGAGUCUUUCAGAUAAUACAAGAGGUACAUUAAAACAUCUCAUUCCCUAAAUCUACUGUCAUUCUUUAUUUAUAUAAAAUAUAUCCCUACUCUUUCUUGAAUUAAUUGCAGACAUGAGAAUGUUGGAUUGGUGAUAGCAGUAGUGUGUAUUAUAUUUUUUGCGUACUUUAGUGAUCUAGGGAGGCAAUGAUUGAUCUAAACUUCAGAUUUGCCCCAGUAGUGCUGUAGCAGCGCCACCAGCUCUGCAGUCUACUACAUGUAGGUCUAUGUGCUGGGCAAGAAUAGAAAUGCACACACACUGGAGGACCUCCAAGAAUAGAUUGGAAAAUACCUAUUCAAUCUGAUCAAUGAUUAUGAGUAGGAUGAAGGACAAGAGAUUAAUUCAUUUUGCCCAGUAAUCGGUGUCCUCAAAAGCAGCACCGACUCUGGCGCCACCUGCAGGAUCGCCACGACCUGCGCCUUCCGCUCCAGCAGGGGGCGACAGUGCAAUAUGUAUUAUGCCGUGCACGCAAAGACUGACAGCUCUCUUUCUCUUAUUGACUUUGUUUACGUUGGAAGCUAGCUGGCUAACUUAGCUAGCCAAACAGCUUUCCUUCAACAACAAAAAAAUGUCUAAAAUAGAGUUCUUGAGAGUGUUUCUCAACCAGAAAUUGAUAGCGGCAGCUGAGGAGAUAUUUGGUGUCGUUGAAGAAACGAUAGCAGAGUACCAGGAAGAGGUUUCUCGCACAAAGGAGGAGAACAGGCAUCUACGGAGCAUGCUGGAUGUCCGGACUAAGACAGAUAUCAAGUUACAUAGUCAAGCAGGUGUGUGUUUGUUUUUUCAACAUUAAUUUAAUAUGAGACAUGUUAAGCUAUCAAUAUGUAUUUACUUUUUGAGAGUGUAUCUAGCUAGUUACAAAACCAAUGUCUGUAAGAAGAUGAUUCUUGUAAACCUCGCUAACUACGUCAAGUCAGCUCAUUAGUUUUCUAUUUCAUCCCUCUCUCCUCCCCAGACCUCCAGCAGCUCACUGUCACCGUGUCUGAUGAGGUGAUUUCCCCUGAGCAGCAGGAGUGGAGCCCCAGUCUGGGGCAGAAGGACCCAGAACCCACACAGAUGAAAGAUGAACAGGAGGAACCAAGGACCAGUCAGGAGGAUGAGAAUCAUGUCAAUGAGUUUAUCAAUUGUUACGGCUGUGUAUCAAGUGGCUAUUAUCAAGACCCAACUCAGUCCUCACAUGGAGAGAGAUACUCUCUACCCAGCACCUCAACUGAACAGAUCAAAACAGAACCUUAUGUAGAAGACUAUGGCGUAUCAGAACCAACCAGAGAGUCUCAGUCCUUCUCUGCAGUAGAUACAGAGUGUUCUGCAGCUCAGAGUGAAAACAGAGGACAUAUUGACAGGAUGGAGAGUGGAGGACCUCUGUCAGGUCUAACAUUAAAGCCACUCAAAUCAAAGAGAACAAAGACGGUAGAAGGACAAAGUUCUCACAUCAGUGUUAAGGACAGGAAAUUGAACCAUCUAAAAUCACACUCGAGACCCAGUGUAAGCUGGGAUGCUGCUCCUAGUUGUAAGGUAUGUGGAAAGCAAUUUGACUCCAUGGCUUCUUUAUUAAAUCAUGUGCAAACGCACGCACAGGAUAAAGAACAUCUUUGUGGUGUGUGUGGAAAAUUCUGUCAGUCCACAGAAAGUAUGAUAGAUCACCUACAAACUCACAUCGGAGCAAAGUGUUGUCAUGUUUGUGGUAAAUAUUUUGCUUGGGAUGCUUUUCUGAAAAGGCAUUUGAGGAGUCACACAGGGGAGAAGCCGUUUCGCUGUCAUGAUUGUGGCAAAGGAUUUACUCAGCGCGGACACCUAAACUUACAUAUGAGAAGCCACACAGGGGAGAAACCACAUCAAUGCCAGGAUUGUGGCAAAGGAUUCAGUCAGAGUGGAAACCUGGCAGUGCAUAUGAAGAGCCACUCUGGGGAGAAACCACAUCACUGCCCUGUUUGUGGCAAAUGUUUCAUAAGAAACCCUGAUCUGACAGUGCACAUGAGGACUCAUACAGGGGUGAAACCAUAUAAGUGCCAGUUUUGUGGCCAAGGAUUCAAGCAGAAUUAUCACCUGAAACUGCACAUGAAGAUCCACAUGGAAAAAAACAUAUCAUUGCCAUCUUUGUGACAUGUAUUUCAUCACUAGCACCCAGUCAACCUGGCAUGAGAUUUCACAUGGUAGAGAAAGGCAUCACUGCCAUGACUGACAGAGGCUUUGCAUAGACUGGAAGUUUGGCAAGGCAUAAUGACAAUGCACAAAAUACUUUAGUGUAGAAAAUACUGACAGUAGACCUUGUUUGUGAUACAUGUUUCACUCAGCAGCUUUAUUGAGGAACGUUUUUACUCGCAGUGACUGUUCAUAUGUGGUAGUUUUACCUGUUUUGAAUGUACAGUCGUGGUCAAAAGUUUUGAGAAUGACACAUGUAUUGGUCUUCACAAAGUUUGCUGCUUCAGUGUUUUUAGAUAUUUUUGUCAGAUGUUACUAUGGUAUACUGAAGUAUAAUUACAAGCAUUCCAUAAGUGUCAAAGGCUUUUAUUGACAAUUACAUUAAGUUUAUGCAAAGAGACAAUAUUUGCAGUGUUGACCCUUCUUUUUCAAGACCUCUGCAAUCCUGGCAUGCUGUCAAUUAAGAUCUGGGCCACAUCCUGACUGAUGGCAGCCCAUUCUUGCAUAAUCAAUGCUUGGAGUUUGUCAGAAUUUGUGGGUUUUUGUUUGUCCACCGCCUCUUGAGGAUUGACCACAAGUUCUCAAUGGGAUUAAGGUCUGUGGAGUUUCCUGGCCAUGGACCCAACAUUUCGAUGUUUUGUUCCCUGAGCCACUUAGUUAUCACUUUUGCCUUAUGGCAAGGUGCUCCAUCAUGCUGGAAAAGGCAUUGUUCGUCACCAAACUGUUCUUGGAUGGUUGGGAGUAAGUCGCUCUGGGUAAGAGUGUCAACUAAAUUACCUAAAUGCAAAAACAGUACUCCAACAGUCCAAUUGACACAGAAGAGAAACCAUAUACUUGUGUUAUUAAAAAAAAACAUACAUAAUGCAAUGAUUGCUGCUAAAUGCUUCAAAUGGAUGAACUCCCCUAGAAGGUACGAGAAGAAAAUUCACAUUAGGGAGAAAACAUAAUGACAACAUGGCGGUUGUCCCCUGUGUUGGGAGAGUUUUUCAGACAAUACAAGAGGUGCAUUACAACAUGUAAUUUCCUGAAUUUUUUAUUCCUAUGAAAUACAUCACUCCUCUCCCCUUCCUUUAAUUAAUUGCAGACAUGAGAAUGUUGGAUUGGUGACAGUAGUAGUGUGUAUUAUAUUUUUUGCGUACUUUAGUGAUUUAGGGAGGCAACGAUUGAUCUAAACUUCAGAUUUGCACCAGUAAUGCUGUAGCAGCACCACCAGCUCUGCAGUCUACUACAUGUAGGUCGAUGCUGGGCUAGAAUAAAAAUGGACACACACUGGAGGACCUCCAAGAAUAGAUUGGGAAAUACUUAUUCAAUCUGAUCAAUGAUUAGUAGGAAAAAGGACGAGAGAUUAAUUAAUUUUGCCCAGUAAUCGUUGUCCUCUUCUCAAAAGUCACUGACCACCUUCCGGAGACACUUGAAACCCUACCUAUUUAAGGAAUACCUGGAAUAGUAUAAAAGUAAUCCUUCUACCCCCCCCCCCCCCCCCCCCCCCCCAUAAAAAAAAAAGUGGUUGUCCCACUGGCUAUCAUAAGUUGAAUGCACCAAUUUGUAAGUCGCUCUGUAUAAGAGCGUCUGCUAAAUGACGUAAAAGCAGAACAGACUCUGGUGCAUACUGCAGGGGCGCCACGACCUGCGUCUUCCGCUCCAGCAGGGGGCGACAGUGCAAAAUGUAUUAUGCCGUGCAUGCACAAAGACUAUAUAAUGACGAGAUGCUCAUGUCUCCGCCAUCAAAAUGGGAAUGCAGGCGACAAGCUUUGGUCAAACAUAAGCCAAUAGAAACGCAUUGGGCUUAUUUUGGACAGAUUUAGGCGAGAGUGAAACCUCUCGCUUAGCCUCAGCGCUCUUUAUAUUUUCGACUUUUGUUUACGUUGGUAGCUAUCUAGCAAACGUUCCUUCUCUAAAAAUGUCUAAAAUAGAGUUAUUGAGAAUGUUUCUAAACCAGAGAUUGAUAGCGGCAGCUGAGGAGAUAUUUGGUGUCGUUGAAGAAACGAUAGCAGAAUACCAGGAAGAGGUUUCUCGCACAAAGGAGGAGAACAGCCGUCUACGGAUCACGCUGGAUAUCCGUACUAAGCCAGAGAUCAAGUUACAUAGACGAGAAGGUGUUUGUAUUUUCAACAUUCAUUUAAUAUGAGACACGAUAAGCUAUCAAUGUAAUAAAACAUGUUGAAAGUGUAGAUAGUUCCAAUGUCUGUAAGAUGAUUACUCAAUCUUAAACCCAUCUAACAAUUCUAGGGAUAUAACUUUUUUUUAAAUGUUACCCGUAAUCGUUCCCGAAUGUUUGAGUGUCCAGUUUUUCGUUAGUUAUGGAAACAUUCUAUCUAUGUUAGCAAAAACCUUCUGAGAACACGUUUAGCAUGUUUUGGUGUUAAAGUUAGGAGAAUAUUCCCUUAAUGUCAUACAGAUCUUAUCAAGAACGUGGUUACAAUGUUCUCAGAAUAUACAAUAUUAAUAUUCUAGACACGUUUCAUGGGAAGUUGCAAGUUCAUGUGUCUGGUUUUCUGAGGGUCUGGAGAAUAUUCCAGCGACGUCCCAUAAAAUAUACACAGGACAUGUUCUAGUCACGUUUCAUGGGAACAUUUAUGUGUAUCAGUACAUCGCCUGAUUUGUCCGAAAUAAACUUCCUCCCCCAACAAAUCAUUACACAUCACACCUUGUUACUGUUGCCAAGCCCAUCAAGGCCCUGAUUGGUAAUCCAUUCACAGCUCUUUUUGUCUGUUGGCAAGGUUAGGGAUACUCACACACAGUGCUUUUAACUUCCAUAUUUGACAUACAUGAUUACAUUGUGCAUGUUGAUUUAUACAGUAAUUAUUAUGCAAUAUGUCCUACAUUUACAUUUACGUCAUUUAGCAGACGCUCUUAUCCAGAGCGACUUACAAAUAGGUGCAUUCACCUUAUAGUCAGUGGGAUAAACACUUUACAAUGGUUUUUUUUUUUUUUUAGGGGGGGGGGGGGGGGGGGGUAGAAGGAUUACUUUAUCCUAUCCCAGGUAUUCCUUAAAGAGGUGGGGUUUCAAAUGUGUCCGGAAGGUGGUGAGUGACUCCGCUGUCCUGGCGUCGUGAGGGAGCUUGUUCCACCAUUGGGGUGCCAGAGCAGCGAACAGUUGGGAGGAGAAUGUGGCAAAGAGCUUCCUAGGGUUAGAGGCGGAUGCUUGGAAUUUAGAGUGGUAGAAAGUGGCCUUAGCAGCAGAAACAGAUGAAGAAAAUGUAGAGAGGAGGGAGUGAAAAGAUGCCAGGUCUGCAGGGAGUCUAGUUUUCUUCCAUUUCCGCUCAGCUGCCCGGAGCUCUGUUCUGUGAGCUCGCAAUGAGUCAUCAAGCCACGGAGCUGGAGGGGAGGACCGGGCCGGCCGGGAGGAUAGGGGACAUAGAGAGUCAAAGGAUGCAGAAAGGGAGGAGAGGAGGGUUGAGGAGGCAGAAUCAGGAGAUUGGAGGGAGAAGGAUUGAGCAGAGGGAAGAGAUGAUAGGAUGGAAGAGGAGAGAGUAGCGGGAGAGAGAGAGCAAAGGUUGCGACGGCGCAUUACCAUCUGUGUAGGGGCAGAGUGAGUAGUGUUGGAGGAGAGGGAGAGAGAAAAGGAUACAAAGUAGUGGUCGGAGACUUGGAGGGGAGUUGCAGUGAGAUUAGUAGAAGAACAGCAUCUAGUAAAGAUGAGGUCAAGCGUAUUGCCUGCCUUGUGAGUAGGGGGGGACGGUGAGAGGGUGAGGUCAAAGGAGGAGAGGAGUGGAAAGAAGGAGGCAGAGAGAACUGAGUCAAAUGUAGACGUAGGGAGGUUGAAAUCCCCCAGAACUGUGAGGGGUGAGCCAUCCUCAGGAAAGGAACUUAUCAAGGCGUCAAGCUCAUUGAUGAACUCUCCAAGGGAACCUGGAGGGCGAUAGAUGACAAGGAUAUUAAGCAUAAAUGGGCUAGUGACUGUGACAGCAUGGAAUUCAAAUGAGGAGAUAGACAGAUGGGUCAGGGGAAAAAUUAAGAAUGUCCACUUGGGAGAGAUGAGGAUUCCUGUGCCACCACCCCGCUGACCAGAUACUCUCGGGGUAUGCGAGAACACAUGGUCAGACGAGGAGAGAGCAGCAGGAGUAGCAGUGUUUUCAGUGGUAAUCCAUGUUUCCGUCAGCGCCAAGAAGUCGAGGGACUGGAGGGUAGCAUAGGCUGGGAUGAAGUCUGCCUUGUUGGCAGCAGAACGGCAGUUCCAGAGGCUGCCUGAGACCUGGAACUCCACGUGGGUCGUGCGUGCAGGGACCACCAGGUUAGAGAGGCAGCAGCCCCGCGGUGUGAGGUGUUUGUGUAGCCUGUGCGGAGAGGAGAGAACAGGGAUAGGCAGAGGCAUAGUUGACAGGCUGCAGCAGAUGGCUACAAUAAUGCAGAGGAGAUCGGAAUAAAAUGAACUAAACAUCUGGGAAAGGAGAGAGCGGGGCCUCCCUCACCACAACUCCCAAAUAUAACUCUCCCAACUUCCACCUCAGAAACUAUAAUUGUUGUAAACUACAGCGGUUCAAUGUUUUCUAGGAAUAGACUAACCUAGUUUAUUCAGCUAGCUAACUAGGUGCAGUAUUAUUCCGUGAAAAACGUCCGGGCACCUCGUCAUAAGACGCCACAGCCAGCUAGCAUGCCGGUCUCCAACAGCAGGGUUUAGCGCCAAUACUCAGCCACAACAACCACCAGUGUAUCAACAUGCAAGCAGAUCGUUCGUGUCCGUGUCUAACGUUGUGGGUUAGUCCCGACAGCUUGAGCGAGUCCGUCGUCAACUUAUUCAGCCAGUUAGUUAGCUAGAAUAGUUAGCAAACUAGCUAGCCAUUGCUUUCAGACAAAGAAGAACCCCUCCUUUCACGGCACGAACACACAGAGAGAGCCAAACUAACGUUAACUAGUCACCCAUGUCCCGAAUUCCUUGAGCGACUCGGGCUAUCAAUAUGUAAAAAACAAAACACAAGUGUAGGUUAUGACUUACCCCUAGCAGCUACUGUUAGCUAGCCAAGUGCAAAGCUAGCCACUGAAUUGACUCAGCCAGUUCGCGUCUGUUCGCUCGGUCGUUCCAGCUAUUGUUUACAAGUAGCUACCCAGGUUGCAACAAGCUUGCUAAUUUUCAAGCACAGUAGCCACUUGCUACCUAACGUUAACGGUUCAGACAAUGAGGUUAGAAAACAGCUGAAUGGUAGGCAAUUAUUAUACAGGUAAAAGUCAGUAAAUUAGAAUAUUUUGAAAAACUUGAUUUAUUUCAGUAAUUGCAUUCAAAAGGUGUAACUUGUACAUUAUAUUUAUUCAUUGCACACAGACUGUUGCAUUCAAAUGUUUAUUUCAUUUAAUUUUGAUGAUUUGAAGUGGCAACAAAUGAAAAUCCAAAAUUCCGUGUGUCACAAAAUUAGAAUAUUACUUAAGGCUAAUACAAAAAAGGGAUUUUUUAGAAAUGUUGGCCAACUGAAAAGUAUGAAAAUGAAAAAUAUGAGCAUGUACAAUACUCAAUACUUGGUUGGAGCUCCUUUUGCCUCAAUUACUGCAUUAAUGCGGCGUGGCAUGGAGUCGAUGAGUUUCUGGCACUGCUCAGGUGUUAUGAGAGCCCAGGUUGCUCUGAUAGUGGCCUUCAACUCUUCUGCGUUGUUGGGUCUGGCAUUCUGCAUCUUCCUUUUCACAAUACCCCACAGAUUUUCUAUGGGGCUAAGGUCAGGGGAGUUGGCUGGCCAAUUUAGAACAGAAAUACCAUGGUCCGUAAACCAGGCACGGGUAGAUUUUGCGCUGUGUGCAGGCGCCAAGUCCUGUUGGAACCUGAAAUCUCCAUCUCCAUAGAGCAGGUCAGCAGCAGGAAGCAUGAAGUGCUCUAAAACUUGCUGGUAGACGGCUGCGUUGACCCUUGAUCUCAGGAAACAGAGUGGACCGACACCAGCAGAUGACAUGGCACCCCAAACCAUCACUGAUGGUGGAAACUUUACACUAGACUUCAGGCAACGUGGAUCCUGUGCCUCUCCUGUCUUCCUCCAGACUCUGGGACCUCGAUUUCCAAAGGAAAUGCAAAAUUUGCUUUCGUCAGAAAACAUGACUUUAGACCACUCAGCAGCAGUCCAGCUCUUUUUUUCCUUAGCCCAGGUGAGACGCUUUUCGCGCUGUUUCUUGGUCAACAGUGGCUUGACACGAGGUAUGCGGCAGUUGAAACCCAUGUCUUUCAAGCGUCUCUUGGUGGUGGAUCUUGAAGCCCUGACUCCAGCAGCUGUCCACUCCUUGUGAAUCUCCCCCACAUUUUUGAAUGGGUUUUUUUUCACAAUCUUGACUAGGGCGCGGUGAUCCCUAUCGCUUGUACACUUUUUCUGACCACAGUUUUUCCUUCCCUUUGCCUCUCUAUUAAUGUGUUUGGACACAGAGCUCUGAGAACAGCCAGCCUCUUCUGCAAUAACCUUUUGUGUCUUUCCCUCCUUGUGCAAUGUGUCGAUGGUCGCCUUUUGGACAGCUGUCAAAUCUGAAGUCUUCCCCAUGUUUGUGUAGGCUUCAGAACUGGACUGAGAGACCAUUUAAAGCCCUUUGCAGGUGUUUUGAGUUAAUCAGCUGAUUAUUUUGUGGCACCAGGUGUCUUCAAAAUGUAACCCUUACACAAUAUUCUAAUUUUGUGACACACGGAAUUUUGGAUUUUCAUUUGUUGCCACUUCAAAUCAUCAAAAUUAAAUGAAAUAAACAUUUGAAUGCAUCAGUCUGUGUGCAAUGAAUAAAUAUAAUGUACAAGUUACACCUUUUGAAUGCAAUUACUGAAAUAAAUCAAGUUUUUCAAAAUAUUCUAAUUUACUGACUUUUACCUGUAUGUAAUCACUGUAGGCAGCCAGCUGGCGUAAUUACAGGCACUCUCAGGCGUGAAACAACUAUACCGUUGCUAAUAGCUACUCGCCAGCUAGUCCAGGUGGUGAGUUAGCUAGCUAGCUAGCUUCGUGCUACACCCGGCACCGCCGAAUACAAUACUAACCUACAAUAAUUACAUACAAUAACUACCCACAGCAACCCACGAUACCUACCUACAAUACCUAACUACAAUCUAAAUACAUAGUUUAAGCCUGGGAUUUGAACUUGCAACCUAUUGGUUCACGUCAUUCAGAUCUUCCUGCUACGCCACCAUGUCUGUGUGAGUUAAUUUGACUAUACUCUCAUCAUUGAUUUUAUUUACUUAUUUCAACAAUUUAAGGGAUUUCUAUAUUGUCUAAUGUUGGGUUGGCAUAUUAACCUGUUUUAAUGGUACUCUUCAAUCACUAGGAUCAAUACGUUUUUCUUGAGUAUACUUUUAACAGAACUGAGAAUUCCUGGAGAUCUACCGUCCUGUAGGUUUUCACUCCAACCCUGUUCCUGGAGAGCUACUGUCCUGUAGGUUUUCACUCCAACCCUAAUCUAGUGCACCUGAUUCUUAUAAUUAGCUGGUGGAUAAACUGAAUCAGGUUAGUUACAACUGGGGUUGGAAUGAAAACCUACAGGAAGAUGUAUUUUAUUUAACCUUUAUUUAACUAGGCAAGUCAGUUAAGAACAAAUUGUUAUUUACACUGACGGCCUACACCGGCCAAACCCGGACGACGCUGGGCCAAUUGUGCGCUGCCCUAUGGGACUCCCAAACACGGCCGGUUGUGAUACAGCCUGGAAUCAAACCAGGGGGUCUCUAGUGACGCCUCAAGCACUGAGACGCAGUGCCUUAGACCGCUGCGCCACUUGGGAGCCCUCCAGGAACAGGGUUGGAGAGUCCAGCCCUAGAGAUAACCCUUAUUGGGACAGUCGUUAGGGUGUUCGUCAUUUGUGCUAGUGGCCUUGGUUUGAGACCCGCUAGAGGAGUCCACCUACUCUCACAUUCUUAGCAAUAUAGGUUAGUCAUUAUUUGGCAACAGUUACAACACACCUGUGUUUGAAGUAAAUCUCUGUUAAAAGUACACCCAAGAAAAUAUUUUAUUGUUCAUAGUGAUUCAGAAGUAUCAUUAAAACAGGUUAAUAUGCUCCCAAAAAGUUGUGGUCACACAUGUUUUUGCAACGCUCCCAUGAAACAUGUCUAGAACAUUAAUAUCUUAUGUUCUGAGAACAUGGCAACCAUGUUCUUUGUGUGUUUGGUGGGACAUUGAUGGAAUAUUCUCCUACCCAACAGAAAACUGGAGACAUGAAUGUUCUUGCAACAUUCCCAUGAAACAUGUGUAGAACAUUAAUAUCUUAAGUUCUGAGAACAUGGUAACAAUGUUCUUGGUAUGUUCUAUUUGACAUUAAGGGAAUGGUCUCUUGGAAACAUUCCUUGCACAUCCUGGGAACAUUCCUAUGAAAACGUUAGUUAAUGACCUAUUAAGGAAAUAUUCUCUAAAGUUGUGGGAACGUUUGUUAGCUGGGUAUGUCAAGUCAGCUCUUGAGUUUUCUAUUUCAUCCCUCUCUCCUCCCCAGACCUCCAGCAGCUCACUGUCACCGUGUCUGAUGAGGUGGUUUCCCCUGAGCAGCAGGAGUGGAGCCCCAGUCUGGGGCAGAAGGACCCAGAACCCACACAGAUUAAAGAUGAACAGGAGGAACCAAGGACCAGUCAGGAGGAUGAGAAUCAUGUCAAUGAGUUUAUCAAUUGUUACGGCUGUGUAUCAAGUGGCUAUUAUCAAGACCCAACUCAGUCCUCACAUGGAGAGAGAUACUCUCUACCCAGCACCUCAACUGAACAGAUCAAAACAGAACCUUAUGUAGAAGACUAUGGCGUAUCAGAACCAACCAGAGAGUCUCAGCCCUUCUCUGCAGUAGAUACAGAGUGUUCUGCAGCUCAGAGUGAAAACAGAGGACAUAUUGACAGGAUGGAGAGUGGAGGACCUCUGUCAGGUCUAACAUUAAAGCCACUCAAAUCAAAGAGAACAAAGACGGUAGAAGGACAAAGUUCUCACAUCAGUGUUAAGGACAGGAAAUUGAACCAUCUAAAAUCACACUCGAGACCCAGUGUAAGCUGGGAUGCUGCUCCUAGUUGUAAGGUAUGUGGAAAGCAAUUUGACUCCAUGGCUUCUUUAUUAAAUCAUGUGCAAACGCACGCACAGGAUAAAGAACAUCUUUGUGGUGUGUGUGGAAAAUUCUGUCAGUCCACAGAAAGUAUGAUAGAUCACCUACAAACUCACAUCGGAGCAAAGUGUUGUCAUGUUUGUGGUAAAUAUUUUGCUUGGGAUGCUUUUCUGAAAAGGCAUUUGAGGAGUCACACAGGGGAGAAGCCGUUUCGCUGUCAUCAUUGUGGCAAAGGAUUCAGUCAGAGUGGAAACCUGGCUGUGCAUAUGAAGAGCCACUCUGGAGAGAAAUCACAUCGCUGUCGUGUUUGUGGAAAAUGUUUCAUAAGAAACCCUGAUCUGACAGUCCACAUGAGGACUCAUACAGGGGUGAAACCAUAUAAGUGCCAGUUUUGUGGCCAAGGAUUCAAGCAGAAUUAUCACCUGAAACUGCACAUGAAGAACCACAUGGGAAAAACCAUAUCAUUGCCAUCUUUGUGACAUGUAUUUCAUCACUAGCACCCAGUCAACCUGGCAUUAGAUUUCACAUGGUAGAGAAAGGCAUCACUGCCAUGACUGACAGAGGCUUUGCAUAGACUGGAAGUUUGGCAAGGCAUAAUGACAAUGCACAAAAUACUUUAGUGUAGAAAAUACUGACAGUAGACCUUGUUUGUGAUACAUGUUUCACUUAGCCGCUUUAUUGAGGAAUGUUUUUACUCGCAGUGACUGUUGAUAUGUGGUUGUUUUACCUGUUUUGAAUGCACUGACUGUAAGUUGCUCUGGGUAAGACAUAAUGCAAUUAUGUUUUUUUUCUCUGCAUUGUUGGGAAGCGUUUCACUGUUAGUCUACACCUGUUGCUUACGAAGCGUGUCACAAAUAAAAAUAGUUUGGAUUUGAUUGCUGCUAAACGCUUCAAAUGAAUGAACUCCCCUGGAAGGUAUGAGAAGAACAUUCACAAGAGGGAGAAAACAUAAUGUCCUGAUGAAAAACCUUGUGACAACAUGGCAGUCAUCCUCUGUGUUGGGAGAGUCUUUCAGAUAAUACAAGAGGUACAUUAAAACAUCUAAUUCCCUAAAUCUACUGUCAUUCUUUAUUUCUAUACAGUGCCUUCAGAAUGUAUUCAUAUCCACUGACUUAUUCCACAUUUUGUAUUACAGCCUGAAUUCAAAAUGUAUUAAAACAAAUUCUCACCCAUCUACACACAAUAACCCAUAAUGACGAAGUUGAAACAGAUAGUACGAUAAAUAUUCAGUAAAGAUUGCCUAUGAUGAGAUCGUCCAUAGAUUAUGGGUGCUUUGUAUGUGGUUCUGCAGCUUUUACAUUGCUGUUGUGCCUUGAUAGGAUGCAAGCGAGUGCACUCAGGAUGUGCGAUGGUGCAUUUAAAACUAUACCGGUUGAGGCUUUACAAGUAGAUACUGGGGAAAUGCCACUAUCCCUUAAACGAGUUAAGCUAGCCCUGGCAUACUGGGCAAGACUGAAGGGUAGUACGGUAGAUCAUCCUACACUGACAGUAUUGGAAGACUACUGGGAAUGUGAAAGAUAUCAAAAGAGGGGUUUUGACCCAAAGAUUGGGAAAAGGAUUGAUGAAGAUGGACUCAGGGACUCAGGGUGCAUUUAUUCGUGAGUUCGAUGUUAAUCUAUGCAAUAGAAUAAUAAAUGAUUAAUCUGUAGAUUCAACAGAAAUGGUUGCGAUAAUUGUUGUUUUGCAAUGGAUAGAAGAGGUACAACCAAGAAGAGUAGUAAUAUGUUCGGACUCUGCAUCCGUUUUGUGUAGUUUUAAGAUCUGGAAAGUCAGAACAUGAGGAUUUAUGGUUAGAAAUAAUGAUGCUGUUGUUGGGCUUACAAAUAUAUGGUAUUGAAAUUCAGUUCUGUUGGAUUCCGGCUCAUACAGGAGUUCAUGGAAAUUAUAUUGUAGAUAUAAAAGCCAAAAAGCAGUGGAAAAUAAUAUUGUGGAUAUACAGGUGCAGUUGGGUAGAGGGGAAAUUAAAACAUUGAUUCAGAAAAAUGGGUUAGAUUGCUGGCGGAGACAAUGGGAUGAAAGUAGUAAGCGCAGACAUUUUUAUAGUACAAAGAAAUCUGUACUGGAGAUAGUGUCAUAUAAUGGGAACAGAAGGGAGGAAGUUAUGUUGUGUAGGAUGAGAUUAGGGCAUACAGGAUUUAAUCCCUCUUGGAAAUUGAUAGGGAAACAUCGUACUGGAAUGUGUAAUGGCUGAAUGGUAGAGGAAACAGAACGUUAACAUUUUGUGAAAUGUAUGAUGUAGAAAGAGAGAGGUUGUUUGACAGGGUUGGAUGGGAAUGGGGAGUGGGUGGUAUUUUGGGUGGGGAUGAUGGGAGUAGUGAGGUUUGUAGGGAAUUAUUUUAUUUUAUUAGAAAUUCAGGGUUAGUUAAGAGAAUAUAGUGGUGUAGAUAAGUUGUGACCGGCCUCACACUCCAGUACAGUAGGGUGGUGGUGUAUGCACCUGCCAGUUGGUUGCCAUUUGCCAAUAAACACUUAAAGAAGAAGAAGAAGAAGAAGUACAUGUCAGAGCAGAAACUAUACCAUGAAGUCUGCAGAUCUCACGAGAUAAAAUUGUGAUGAGGCAUAUAGCUGGGGAAGGGUAUAAAACAAUGUCUAGAGUGUUGAACGUUUCCGAGAGCACAGUGAUCUCCAUCAUUGGGAAAUUGAAAAAAUGUGGAACUACCUAGACUCUGCCUAGAGCUGGCCGUCCGACCAAACUGAGCAACCGGGCAAGAAGGACCUUGGUCAGGGAGGUGACCAAGAACCCAAUGACCACUCAGAGUUCCUUGGCUGUGAUAGGAGAACCUGCCAGAAGGAAAUUAGAAUGUUGGAUUGGUGAUAGCAGUAGGGUGUGUUAUAUAUUUUGCGUACUUUAGUGAUCUAGGGAGGCAAUGAUUGAUCUAAACUUCAGAUUUGCCCCAGUAGUGCUGUAGCAGCGCCACCAGCUCUGCAGUCUACUACAUGUAGGUCUAUGUGCUGGGCAAGAAUAGAAAUGCACACACACUGGAGGACCUCCAAGAAUAGAUUGGAAAAUACCUAUUCAAUCUGAUCAAUGAUUAGUAGGAAAAAGGAUUAGAGAUGAAUUAAUUUUGCCCAUUAAUCAGCCCUCUUCUCAAAAGCAGCACAGCUGGCGCCAACAAGCAUUUCGCUAUACCCGCAAUAACAUCUGCUAAACACGUGUAUGUGACACAUUAUUUAUUUUUUGAUUUGAUUUGACCUGCAGGAUCGUCACGACCUGCGCCUUCCGCUCCAGCAGGGGGCGACAGUGCGAAAUUAAUUAUGCCGUGCACGCACAAAGACUGACAGCGCUCUUUGUCUUCUUGACUUUGUUUAUGUUGGUAGCUAGCUGGUUAACUUAGCUAGCUAGACAGCUUUCCUUCUCAAAAAAUGUCUAAAAUAGAGUACUUGAGAGUGUUUCUCAACCAGAAAUUGAUAGCGGCAGCUGAGGAGAUAUUUGGUGUCGUUGAAGAAACGAUAGCAGAGUACCAGGAAGAGGUUUCUCACACAAAGGAGGAGAACAGGCGUCUACGGAGCAUGCUGGAUGUCCGUACUAAGCCAGAGAUCAAGUUACAUAGACGAGCAGGUGUGUGUUUGUUUUAUCAACAUUCAUGUCAUAUGAGUUACGAUUAUCUUUCAAUGUAAUUCAUUUUGUAGAGUGUAUUUACAAAACCAAGGUAUGUAAAAAAAUAUAAUUAUUCUGAGCCUAACUACGUCUCAAUUCAGCUUUUGAGUUUUCUUUUUCAUAUUCUCCUUCUCUCCAGACCUCCAGCAGCUCACUGUCACCGUGUCUGAUGAGGUGGUUUCCCCUGAGCAGCAGGAGUGGAGCCCCAGUCUGGGGCAGAAGGACCCAGAACCCACACAGAUGAAAGAUGAACAGGAGGAACCAAGGACCAGUCAGGAGGAUGAGAAUCAUGUCAAUGAGUUUAUCAAUUGUUACGGCUGUGUAUCAAGUGGCUAUUAUCAAGACCCAACUCAGUCCUCACAUGGAGAGAUAUACUCUCUACCCACCACCUCAACUGAACAGAUCAAAACAGAACCUUAUGUAGAAGACUAUGGCGUAUCAGAACCAACCAGAGAGUCUCAGCCCUUCUCUGCAGUAGAUACAGAGUGUUCUGCAGCUCAGAGUGAAAACAGAGGACAUAUUGACAGGAUGGAGAGUGGAGGACCUCUGUCAGGUCUAACAUUAAAGCCACUCAAAUCAAAGAGAACAAAGACGGUAGAAGGACAAAGUUCUCACAUCAGUGUUAAGGACAGGAAAUUGAACCAUCUAAAAUCACACUCGAGACCCAGUGUAAGCUGGGGUGCUGCUCCUAGUUGUAAGGUAUGUGGAAAGCAAUUUGACUCCAUGGCUUCUUUAUUAAAUCAUGUGCAAACGCACGCACAGGAUAAAGAACAUCUUUGUGGUGUGUGUGGAAAAUUCUGUCAGUCCACAGAAAGUAUGAUAGAUCACCUACAAACUCACAUCGGAGCAAAGUGUUGUCAUGUUUGUGGUAAAUAUUUUGCUUGGGAUACUUUCCUGAAAAGGCAUUUGAGGAGUCAUACAGGGGAGAAGCCGUUUCGCUGUCAUGAUUGUGGCAAAGGAUUUACUCAGCGCGGACACCUAAACUUACAUAUGAGAAGCCACACAGGGGAGAAACCACAUCAAUGCCAGGAUUGUGGAAAAUGUUUCAGUCAGAAUACAUCUCUGAUAGUGCACAUGAGGACUCACACAGGGGAGAAGCCAUACAUGUGUCCUGUAUGUAGAAAAUGCUUUACCACAUCAAGUAUGUUAAAGAAGCAUCAGACAGCUCACAAACAUAUAAAUUAGGUGUCAUGAAUGUGGCCAAUGCCACAAUGGAUUCAGACUUUAGGGAACCACGAGAAGACUGUUUACAAGAAGGAGAACACAUGACUGUGCCCUGUGUGGGGGGAGAGAAUCAGACAGCAGACUGAGAGACAUGUGAAAGGAGAUACCCCUCCUCAAGACACUGCUCUCUGAUGAAUAUCAUGUUCUAACAGAGAGCAGUUAGUGGGUUUCUGAGCAACAGGAGUCCAUUUUCAUUAGUUAUAGGAUGACACAGAGGACAUGAUGUGAUCCACUGUUCUCUGUCUGUAUAUAAAGCUUGCAUUGGUCUUGAGAGUAAUAUGUCUUGUUCAUAUAUGGUAAUACGUCACCACCUCUACCCUGAUGUUGUAAACAGCCUAGUUUUCAGAAUGUUUGUUCCCUUGUGUUUAAUGUGGCAAGAUCUUCCAUACACCAAAUGUCAUAUUUACCUCUGAGCCUAAUGCCAAAAUGCACCAAGGGAAAAACAUCUGUUUCAUUUCAUGUGUAUUUACAAGUAUAGAGAAUUGGUAUGAUACAGUUACGCUGCGUUCAAUGGGAACUAAAUAUACCACCUGAAAUUAGAGCUGCUUCUUUCAACCAACCCAGAUAUUGUACAUUCCCAGACAUCCAUAAAGUACUACAGAAUAAAUGGCUGAUAAUGUGUUAAUUGAAGUGUCUUUUUUUAGCUUCUCUCUUCUCUGGCAGCGUUGCGGGAUCAUGUUGGGAACACCAACUAG
This is a messenger RNA of Coregonus sp. 'balchen', 21135 nucleotides long. The record is from the annotation of a GenBank genome assembly. NCBI's taxonomy places the organism in Eukaryota, Metazoa, Chordata, Actinopteri, Salmoniformes, Salmonidae.